AGUGUUUACCAUCAGAGCUCAACACUGAAGCUGCACGUACGAGCUCGAGCCACCGACGAAGGAGGAAGUUCGUGGUCGAAAAUAUUGAUUUAUUUGUUCGUUUUCAUCACUGCGUCGCUAAAAAGCACUCAACAGCCACUGUAGAAACACUCUGUGACCCUACUCUGAAUCACUGGAACAGCUCAUGCGAAAACUUCACGAUGAAAACCGAAGUGUCUACUGCUGCUAACUUUGUGACACGUCUAUUGAGAGGAACACGGCUGCUUUCAGAAGAACAGCUGCAACAGUUCAGAUUCUCUCUGGAAGAGGCUUUGGGGGAUCAUUAUCAGCACCACUGGUUCCCAAAUGCACCCUACCGAGGUUCAGGUUACAGGUGCAUCCGGAUCAACCACAAGAUGGACCCUUUGAUAGGCAAAGCCGCCUGUACGAUCGGAAUCGCCAAAGAGCGACUCUUUUCACUGCUGCCAAGCGAACUCACCAUGUGGGUCGACCCUUACGAAGUGUCCUACCGGAUCGGAGAGGACGGGUCCAUAUGUGUCCUCUACGAGUCCGCGCCUCCGUCGGACACAAACCAGCCAGACAGCUGCAAAGAUGAACUGAGAAUCGGACGGGCGAGUCCGUCCAAAUCCUUCAGCAUGAUGACCUGCUCCAGCUGAAGAGCGGUUUUGUGUAAUUAAUUGCUCGUGGGCACAGUAAAUCAGGCAUCGCUCACGUUCGAUUUAUUUUUAAACCUUGUUUUUUUAAGAGAUUUGUUUUUCUUUUUUUUUAAUCAACGGUGAAAUCUUACUCAUCUUCUUGACCUCAUGGUGAAAACAGAUGUAUUUUGAUUAAAUGUGUUUUAAGCUCCCUGUACAGUCCUGUUGAAUAUGU
Molecule: messenger RNA, 870 nt
Organism: Carassius auratus (goldfish)
Lineage: Eukaryota; Metazoa; Chordata; Actinopteri; Cypriniformes; Cyprinidae
Product: protein BTG1
Exons: 3
Coding region: 201-656 (151 amino acids)
Biological process (GO): negative regulation of cell population proliferation
Cellular component (GO): cytoplasm; nucleus
Source: RefSeq, a predicted model, not a curated record